Messenger RNA from Paramecium pentaurelia, 210 nucleotides. NCBI's taxonomy places the organism in Eukaryota, Ciliophora, Oligohymenophorea, Peniculida, Parameciidae. The record is from the annotation of a GenBank genome assembly.
AUGUCCUUUACACCUCGCCAAGUCAAAUCAUUAAAUAAAGAUUUAUACCUGACUAGCAUACCAUAUAACAACAAAUUUUAGAGAACUUUUACAAAUGAGGAAAUCUCAAGUGUGUCGAAAAAAUUAGAUUUUGAUUAAUUUGACAAUUAAGUGUAAAAACCAACCUCUGUAUUGAAAAUGAAUUCACUUCCACUUAAAGGAAUAAGAUGA